Messenger RNA from Colossoma macropomum (tambaqui), 1468 nucleotides. RefSeq lists its product as uncharacterized. Lineage: Eukaryota; Metazoa; Chordata; Actinopteri; Characiformes; Serrasalmidae. The record is from RefSeq and is a predicted model, not a curated record. The transcript has 5 exons. Bases 263 to 1147 code for a protein of 294 amino acids.
AAUCCGCAUUCACUGACUGUGAGCCACGCCGCUCAGUGACCUUCCUCUGCCGGGGAAACACGGAAUCAAAAUACAGCACCACAACAUAGUGUCAAAACUGGCUAAACAUGCUAUUUUAUGGGGAGUGAGCGUCCGUAGCCGGUAUUUCCCCCUUUUCCUGGUGAAAACCCGGUGUCUCUCUACCUAUUUGUUCUUUCCUGUAGAAGUGGAUGUCCAAGUGGUGCCUAUAAUUAACAUCUUGGACAGUCAGUUGGGUGUUAAAAUGGAGGUGGUUCCUCCCAACUCUGAGAGAGAAGCUACUGCCGGCAGCAUAGCAGGCCCUGAGGAGGACGAAGAAGGAGAGGUGCACGCGGCCAUGCUGUGGUCCAUCCAAGAGGCUGUGGAGAGGCAGACCCUUCAGAUCGGAAUCUCAGCCUGCGGUGCUACGGCUGUGGUGGAUGUGCUCCAGGCUUUGGGGAUUACAGUGGCCCCAGAGACGGCUGACCACUGUGUACGGACUAGACUCAGGAGGAACGAUUCCCCAUUGCCUGAUUACCUUCACUCACGCAGCGAAGCAGGUGCCACACACCAUCAGCUGAUAGAUGGAGCAGAACGGGCCAGUGGCGGUAGAGUGCUGGGCAAGUUCUUCAGUUUCCACCCAGCAAGGCGGGUAAAGCUGGUACCGUGGCUGGCACACUGGAUCCGGCGUGGAGCUGUGCCUGUAGCCACCAUGAACAUGCAGCGAGGAGUGGCAGAGGGUGAAGAAAUCCCUGAUGCUUGGCAUCACCAACUGAUCUUUGGAGUGGGACCCAAUGCUGUGUUCAUGACUAAUCCUCUGGAUGUGGUUGGUGAGGAGGAGGUACACAUGCGCCUGUGCAGUGAAUCAGUGCUGCUGAUCCGUCGUGAAGAUGUCUUGAAGAGACUAACGUCAGGAUCCCCACUGUCACUGAUCUCAGACCAGCAGGCUGAUUCACGUUGGAAAACUCUUAAUGUGGAAGGUCAAGUUAGACAGAUGAUGAAUGAGGAAGACCACAGUGAUGAAGAUCAUCCAAAGAUGAUGCACAUAAUGAUCCCUGCAGCUUACAGCUCUGGAAUUACGCUGUUUGCUCUCAGAGAUUCUUCUGUUGGUCAGGAACUCCUCAGUGCCCCUGAACUGCCUUUCUUGUGAAUCGACAGUGUACCUCCCUACUGAAUGACUGGACUCGUCUUACGCCAUGCAUUGCUGUGCUGUGCGAAUGAAGUAUAGUGUUGGUAUAUUAGGCUGUACACAGGUUUUUGGCAUGAUCACUAACACUUAUGUUUCCUCACUGGAAGACAGUGAGAGCCCUGCAACCUGCUAGAACUUGCAAAUUUUCAGAAAUUUACAAAUAUGCAAGCUAUGUCAGGUUGCACUUGGGAUUGUCCUCCAUGCAUUUGUCAAUUAGUAAUCAAAAUCUGAUUAUUUAUGUCAUUAAAAGUCAGUAAAUGGUUGGGAAGAAUGGUAAACAUG